CAGUCUCCCCAAAUAUUUCCUCUCAUACCAAGAAAUCAGAAAUGAAUUUAAACUGAAAAACGUGGUUAUCUGCACUAAUGCCAGUGUCCACGAGAAGGCUUUGAAAUUUUUAGACCGUCGACAAAUAUGUUCCGAAAGCAUGUUAUAUUGUGUGGACGAUGAUUAUUCAUUUUAUACGUUUAAUAUGGACAUUCUGCCUCGUUUAAAAGAAAACGUUGAAAUAUACUUGGAAAAAAAUUGUCAGAACAGAAAUAUUGACCAAACGGUAAUCAACGAUGAAAAUUUAAAAGACUUUUUGGAACGCUUGCAGGUUUAUGCCGGUUACCCAUCGGAGAACACUUUGGAAAAAAUUAUCGAACAAUUAUUGUCCCACAUGAAUAGGUCUAACGCCUUGUACGAAAAAAUUUCUUCUUUCGAAAUACGCGCCAAGGUAAUGGAUUGGUUCCAACACAAAGACGGAAUAUAUUUAAUUGAGGCCCGCGCAAAGGCGAUGUUUUCUGAAUUAAGGACGGCCAAAUACUGGCAAAAACUAGACCAAUACAGAGUGGUCUUUCGACAUAACGACUUGCGAUUUACGGAUUCCAAAAGAAUUUAUCACGUCAUAGCUAAAGACGGAUAUUUGCUACAGAUGAUAAAGGUAUAUCAUGCGCUGAAGAACGAUACAUCGAAAAUCCUGUGCGUCGAUCCCGAUGACGGCAUUGAAGUUCAGAAGCAAGUAGUAGAGGCAUUCCAAUUGUCUCAGUACACCUUUCUAGUUAUCGUUUGGCCUAAACAUGUGGAAGAAGUAAUAAUGACCGAAAUAAGUGAUAAAUUAAGUGCCACCUUAAAGGAUUGUCAGUACAAAAAAGUAAUUUUAGUAACUGAAUCCGAUGAUAAGUUGGAUCAACUCUUUGGAUUAGGUCAGAGCGAUAGUGAGGUUAUUUUUGGUUCUGGGACAUUCGACGACUUGUCAGAAGAAACUCGGGAAAGCUUAUUAAACAAGAGAAAUAUCGUUUUCCAAGGGACGGACCUCAGUUUAGGAGAACUAAUCCCAAUGGGGGAGACCGAAGAUUUUGAGAAAGCUGCUAAUUUAAUUUUACAAAGACUGAUCAGCAACGAGAAAGUUACCGUUGGGACACCUGUCAUCGGUUUAGAUGAAAGUAUUUGCCCCCUUUAUAUAAACCGCAUAUUUAAGAGGAACAUCGAGAACAUGGAAGACGAAGAGGCAAACGUCUUUUAUUCAGAGGACAAUAUUUUUGACGUAAGUGAAAAGAUUGUUCUAAUCGCCGAUGCAGCCGGUAUGGGAAAGACUACGGUCCUUACCAACUCGGCAGCUAUUAUUAAGGACAGACACCCCCAUUUGUGGGUCAUAAAAAUAGAGUUGAACGAUUUUUCUGGUAUUUUAAAGGAUUCCUUGAAAAGGAAAAAGAAAACGAUACACGUCUUGGACCUGUUGAAUUCCAAGGAUGCCACUAGAUUGAUAAACAAGAUUGAAAAUUUUGUUUUCGCAAUGAAAAGAAAAGUGGUCUUGAUGCUAGACGGGGUGGACGAAAUUAGCCCAGAUUAUACUGAUCUCAUAAUAAGUUUGCUCUUGCAGUGUCAAGAAGCGUUCAAUUUUGCGAAGGUGUUUGUUACUACGAGGCCUCAUAUGGUCGAGGAUUUGAAGGAAAAAUUGCAAGUAGCUUUGUUUACGUUGGAACCCUUCACCGAAGAGAACCAAAUGUAUUUUCUGACGAGAUAUUGGACGCAUCACUUAAACUUAAAAGAAGAUACCGAUAAAAGGAAGUGUGAAAAGUACGUCAAGGCUCUGGUGAACAGAAUGUCAUUGACUGACCUGAAUAACGGAAUAGAAGAUCACUUUGCUGCCAUACCCCUACAACUGAGGAUGAUGGCAGAAAUAUUUCAAGAAAGUAUGGCAUCGGACCAGGUUCUGGACUGGCAAGGAUGCAAAGAAUACUUACAUGAAGACGAAGAAGAACCCAAGUUGCCGAAGAAAAUGAAUUUAGUGAAAUUAUACGAUUUGUUUAUCGACAAGAAACGAGACAUUUUCAUCGACAAAGAAAAUCCAAAUGGACACACGGCGGCUACUCAGGCAUUGACCGAUCAGUUCGAUGAGUGCCUCGCAUAUAAUCGAAAACUCGCUUUGCAAAUUGUACUCGACGAAAGAGAAUGCGAACUGUUUUCCUUUUACGAAACCGUCACAGAUAUGGAGAUUUUAGCGUUAAAGAUAGGAAUUGUCCAAAAGUCAAACAACAAAUUUAAUUUCAUUCACGAUAAUGAAUUCACAUACAUGAAAAUCGAUUUCAUUCACAGGACACUGGCCGAAUAUUUUGUCGCCGAAAGUAUAGCGAGAGAACUUCAAUGUGAAAACCAAAGUGCUGAGUUUCAAAAGUUUUUGAUCGAAGAAGUUUUUGUUGCACGUGGAUACAAUGUUGUUCUUACUUUCCUUGAUAAUUUUCUGCAAAAGAUUAUAGAUUCUCUGCCGUCCACUGUUUUCCAGAAGUAUCAGUCUGGUUCGUCCAAGGUUCGUAUUUGGAUGCACAAUGUAAAUUUAAUUCAUCAAUUGGCAAAAAACGGUUUCGUAGCAGUCCUCCGUCUCAUUCUAAAAUGUACCAACUUUACAAUUAUCAGAGAUAAAGAAGUCGAUUUAAGUAAUAUUUACGACGAUGAUAUUCUUAGCAAGAUUAGAAACAAUAACAUAUUAAAUUAUUUAGGAUUAUUUUUAAGACAAGGUGGACUUAACAUUAAAGAUUAUCUUGGUAGGACUCCAUUGCAUUUCGCUACUAGUGAGGGUCACUUAAAGAUGGUGAAGUUUCUACUGAAACAAGGGGCGAAUAUUAACAGUAGGAGCGAUUUUUGCGAAACACCGAUUGUCUUAGCUGCUCAGAAUGGUCACAUGGAUGUAACAAAAUAUUUAUUGGGCCAUGCUCUAAGCUUCGAACAAACCGUAGGCAUCGAAGAUGUUAGAGUAAAAGAUUCCGAUAUGACAACGUUCCUUUUAGAUAUUUUGGGGAAUAACAUAGAGAAUACCAUGGUCCCGUACGUGGCUGCUUGCACGGGCUCUCUAAGUGCGUUGGAAGCUUCGAUAGAACAAGGAAUUGACGUCGACUAUAAAUUUGAAAACGGCGAGACAUUGAUUUUCGCCGCUGCUCGCGGGAGACAAUUACACGUCAUCGAGUACUUGGUAGAGAAAGGCGCCAAUAUCAACAGUAAAGAUGAUCGCGGCAGAACAGCACUUCAUUUAGUUUCAGAAAAGAGCUGUGGUGUGUCGACCGGAAAAUUGUUAAUAGAAUUAGGGAUAGAUGUUAAUACAAAGGAUAAUUCCGGAGAAACAGCGCUACACCUAGCCGCUUCUGGUCAUGACUUGGACAUGAUAAAAUUGCUGCUGCAGAGUGGCGCGAACGUAAACAGUAUGGACCAGUUUGAUAAAACUGCCUUGAGUGCAGCUGCUUGUUGGGGUUCUUUGUCCUGCGUUCAGUUCCUCGUAGAAAAUGGCGCGGAUGUUAAUAUCAGAGAUCGAGAUGGUAACACGGCAAUACAUUUAGCAGCUAAGGAGAGUGAAAUGGAGAUUGUGAAAUUCUUCGUUGAAAAUGGCGUGGAUAUUGGCAUUAGAAAUAAUGGUGGACAAACAGCUCUACAUGCGGCCGCUGCAGAAACUGAUGAGGACACAACUCAGUUCCUUGUGGAACGUGGCUUGGAGGUGAAUUGCACGGACGACAGAGGGCGAACGCCACUGCACGUAGCUAUUGAAAGAUUUUUGACUCACCUGGACCGUACCACCGAUUCAGAUCUCUCGACUACAUGCGAAGAGGCAUACACGCGUCAACUUUCAGAAUGUCAAUGGCGGCUGGAUUAUUUCAAGUUUAUCAUAGAUCAAGGGGCGGAUGUCAAUUUGAAAGACAAAGAGGGACGUACGGUGCUACAUCUAGCUGCAGAAGAAGGGCAGUUACACACCGUCAAAUUCCUUCUAGAAUCUGGUGCAGACCUUACCGUUAAAGAUAGAAAGGGUCAUACCCCACUGCAUCUGGCCGCGAAGAAAGGUCGUGGUUUGGUAAAAUUCUUAAUUGAGCAAGGCGCAGAUAUUAAAAGCAGAGACAAUAAAGGAAGCACGCCGGCUGCCUUGGCCAAAAAGGCAGGCCAUCUGCAUCUACUCCAAUAUUUGAAGACGAAAGACGGAAGACCGGCUUUUAUAAGAAUAUUCGGUGCGGGUUGUUUGAAGUAGCGAGCGAUUGUAAUAAUUAUUCUUUUCGAAAAUGGGCAUAAGAUAUGUUGACAAUUUUAUUGUGUCUCCUAGACAAAAGACUCUUUUAUUCAAGGACCAAAUGAGUGUCCGCAAAAGUUAUUUUUUGAUGGUAUCGAUGCUGACGGAGCAAUUGAAUGAGAAACUUCAACCUUUUUCAAAAAUAUUCUCAAUAUACAACAAUAUCUCUUGGAGUGCUUCUUAUUUUACUAACAGCCACUUGCUUGGUACAUUUUCCAUUAACACAUCUAAUGAAAAUAUAUUAAAAAUGUACUUUUUACCAUAAAGUAAAUGGAUCAGUUGUUGGAGGUUUCAGUUUCACGACCUUAUGAUAAAAUAAGCCAGUAACACAGUUUCAGAUGAUUCUUUAGUUUUCUUUUCAGUGUGCCAUUUUUUGCAAUCAUUAUAAGUUAUUUUAUAUUGUCUCUCACAUUUUUGAGGAAUAUAUUCAGUCGUAAUAAUUUAAAACUAAUAUAAUAGUCCAAGGGCCCACGUGCAAAGAAAUAAAAUGAUUACCAGCAAGCUGUAACUUUGAGUGCAGCUUAAGUUUGACGAGUCUCCCAAGAUUUGAU
Molecule: messenger RNA, 4791 nt
Organism: Anoplophora glabripennis (Asian longhorned beetle)
Lineage: Eukaryota; Metazoa; Arthropoda; Insecta; Coleoptera; Cerambycidae
Exons: 1
Coding region: 140-4201 (1353 amino acids)
Cellular component (GO): nucleus; cytoplasm
Molecular function (GO): protein binding
Source: RefSeq, a predicted model, not a curated record